UUCUGAGUUGUCUUUGCCUGUUCUUGGCGCUCCAGGUCCCGGUUCGCCUCUGCGCCCCGGGCUUUGACGGCGAGGCAGGGUCCCAAACCUGAGUCUGGAGAGGAGCAGGGGUAUCAGUGGCAGCUUGAGUUGCCCCUUCAAGACCAGGGCUGUAGCUCUGACGUGUAGCCAGCUGUGCCGGGUGCAACAGUCCUGGUCCCCGGUUCUUCCCAGUGUAUGUGUGUUUUGUGGUGGGAGAGGAAGAAGGUAACCCAAGGAAAAUGAGAGGCCUGAGACUGAGGGCUGUCGGCUUGGGGAGGGGGAGGAAAUGUCUGUUUACUUAUCGUGUGGGGACAAUUUAGCAGGAGAAAGGAACUUGGAGAGAUGUGUGGGAGAUCUAGAGGGAGUGUAUGUGUUGUUAGACCCCGAAAAAUCCACUCUGCCGGUGAUCAUGGGGGUGGGGCGCGUCAAGUACCAGACCCAGGGUUCCGGCUUCCAGUCCUCCAGGAGGGAGAAGUAUGGCAACGUAUUCAAGACACACUUGCUCGGGCGGCCGCUGAUCCGGGUGACCGGCGCGGAGAAUGUGCGCAAGAUUCUCAUGGGCGAACACCACCUCGUGAGCACCGAGUGGCCGCGCAGCACUCGCAUGCUGCUGGGUCCCAACACGGUGGCCAACUCCAUUGGCGACAUCCACCGCAACAAGCGCAAGAUCUUCUCGAAGAUCUUCAGCCAUGAGGCCCUGGAGAGCUACCUGCCCAAGAUCCAGCUGGUCAUCCAGGACACACUCCGAGCCUGGAGCAGCCAGCCCGAGGCCAUCAAUGUGUACCAAGAGGCGCAGAAACUCACCUUUCGCAUGGCCAUCCGGGUGCUGCUGGGCUUCAGUAUUCCUGAAGAGGAACUUGGGCACCUCUUUGAGGUCUACCAGCAAUUUGUGGACAAUGUUUUCUCUCUGCCUGUCGACCUGCCCUUCAGUGGCUACCGGCGGGGCAUUCAGGCUCGGCAGAUCCUGCAGAAGGGGCUGGAAAAGGCCAUCAGAGAGAAGUUGCAGUGCACACAGGGCAAGGACUACUCAGAUGCACUGGACAUCCUCAUUGAGAGCAGCAAGGAGCAUGGGAAGGAGAUGACCAUGCAGGAGCUAAAGGAUGGGACACUGGAACUGAUAUUCGCGGCCUAUGCCACCACGGCCAGCGCCAGCACCUCACUCAUCAUGCAGCUGCUGAAGCACCCAGCUGUGCUGGAGAAGCUGCGGGAGGAACUGCGGACCCAGGGCAUCCUGCACAGUGGCGGCUGCCCCUGUGAAGGCACCCUGCGCCUGGACACGCUGAGCGGGCUGCGCUACCUGGACUGCGUUAUCAAGGAGGUCAUGCGCCUUUUCACACCCAUUUCUGGCGGCUACCGGACUGUGCUGCAGACCUUCGAGCUGGAUGGUUUCCAGAUUCCCAAAGGCUGGAGUGUCAUGUACAGCAUCCGGGAUACCCAUGACACGGCACCUGUGUUCAAAGACGUGAACGUGUUCGACCCUGAUCGCUUCAGUCAGGCACGGAGCGAAGACAAGGAUGGCCGCUUCCAUUACCUCCCAUUCGGCGGUGGCGUCCGGACCUGCCUGGGCAAGCACCUGGCCAAGCUCUUCCUGAAAGUGCUGGCGGUGGAGCUGGCCAGCACCAGCCGCUUUGAGCUGGCCACCCGGACCUUCCCCCGCAUCACCUUGGUCCCCGUCCUGCACCCCGUGGAUGGCCUCAGUGUUAAGUUCUUUGGCUUGGACUCCAACCAGAACAAGAUUCUGCCAGAGACCGAGGCCAUGCUGAGCGCCACUGUGUAGUAGUGGUUCUCAGGCCCACGGCCAGCCUCAGUCAGCCCACGUGGAGUGGGGGCAGUGGAGGUAGAAACCUGUGUGUGGGAGGGGGUCACCAGGGAGGGCCAGCGGCCCCCAUACUCGCCCUGCUCUGGUCCCCUUCUUGGAAAACCCUACUCAACACCAAAAAGGCCCCGUCUUUUCUGGGGAUGGGGCUCUCCUGGCCCCUGCUCUCUCCAGUGUCUCCCCGCUUCCCAGCAGCUUAGCUCUUGGGAAUGGCCUGGCCAGGCUUUGCAUGCCGCUCCAGUGUUACGCGUUAGCGGGCUGUGCCUCAGUGUGUGCUUGCGACCUUCUGACCUGGGCCUUCCCUCCCUUGUCUUCUAGCUGGCAGCCAGGUGGUGGUGCUGGGGCAGCGAGGGAAGAGGCCCCCCAACCUUGGCUCUUUCUUCAGCUCCCCGGCCCCUCCUGCCACUGCUCAGACAGUGCCCCUGGCGCUGUGGCUGCUGAAGAGCAGUGUCCUUAGGUCACCCAUCACUAGUCAACCUGGCUGUGCAGGGGGCGCCAGGGCCCGGAGAGCACCCCUGUCCAGCCCUGCCAGUUUGGACAUUUGAAAUUACCUAUUGCUGCUACGUGUACUCUCCUCUGAUCUUGGGGCACAGAAGCCUCAGGCCUGUUCCCCAGCAUACUCCCUGGUGGCCCUGGGCAGGUGCACUGACAUCCCUACCUUUCUCCAAGAUGGGAAUCCACUGAGCCAGGCCUUUCCCUGCUCUAAUUACCCAAGCAAGGCCCUGGGCUCAUGGGAACCUGCGCCUCGCUAGUCUCGGCCCUAUCGAGGUCUGGAACAAACACCUGCAUCCCCUUAGCUUCUGUCUCAGCUGUCCCUCUGCAGGGCAUCUGGGAACAAAGAGGAAAGGGUUGCUGGUCAAACCGAGCCCCUUAUCUUCUUGGCUGAGGGUUGAACAGCACUCCCCACCCCUGGGGGGCUCCAGACAGGCUAUUUGAUUUAAUCUCAGAGCCUCACUGCGCGACUGCCAUCCUGUGUCUGUGCCUGUUUCCCCUGCUGGAGAUGGGAAGGUGGCUCAUUUUUUCCUCCCUGCCCUAUUAAAAGCCCUGAGAGGCUGCCACAAUUUCCAGUUUGGCCACUCUUCACCCCAAUGCCCCCUGCUCCACUAGUGAGUAUGGAGAAGGAUACGGGUUCUCUUCUGAUGGGCUCCAGAGCCUCUGUCUUCCUUUCCUGACUUUGCUGUUUGCCCUUAGCCCUUGGCAAGGUGUCCUUGCCGUCCCUUCCACCUCUGUGCCACUGUCUGCUUGAGCCCAGCUCUGGGUGUGGGGAGGAGGCGAAAGCAAAGCCCAGGCGAGGUAGGGGUGGCCCUUCCUCAGCACUGACUCGGGCCUGUGUGGUCUGGAGGCUGCGGGGAGGCUGCCCUGAGCUGAGGAGGAGGAGGGUACGUGAGGUGAGGUGUGUCAGGAGUGAUUUGGUGGCGGACAUGACUGUUCAAAGCAAAAUAGCUCCCGCCCCUGACAUUUUGAGAGUUGGCAGUUUGGGACACGUCCUGGCAAUGGUUUGGGGCCUUUGGUGAGUCUCUAAGCAAUUUUGUCUGUUUUCAGAUUUUUCUUUGCUUUUUGUGUUUCUCUGUUGUUUUUUGACAUUGUAAUAGCAAUGAAUCCUGUUUUCAAGAAAACCCAGAACAGGAGACCACAGCAAAUGCCUGUCCCCAGCUCAGUUCCUCCACCGUGGUGUCCAGGGGUGAACCCCCAACAGACCCGCUUGCAACUCUCUGCAGGGCGACUUUCAGGCUUUACAGACAGCCCCGAGUGUCCUGUAAUCCCCCACUCCCACAUACAUUUGUUCUCUACUUUUCACUACUAAAACAGCGAGUGUGGAACAGGUAUUAUUGGCAAAAGCAUUUAAUUUUUUUUAAGCUGCAAAAAUCUCCUAAUUCCCCCUCCCAGUUCUGAAAGACAAAAUACGUAAAGGCCAAAAUGUGUAAAGACUCAUCAAAGCAUGCGAAGUAGCUCUGGAGUCCAGCAGGAUCUGUUACUCUUACAAAGAGCUGAGGGUCCGGGAGGUUCAGGUCUCUAAGCUGCUCCCGUUUACCCUGAACCAUCGAUGCUGACUGAGUAGCUGGGAGCACGGCAAGGGUGGCCGUGGUGAGGGGAGGGGCUGGAAGGUUCUGGAACCCUUCAGUGGUCUUCUGCGGAGUGGCCUGGGGAAGGGAAUGGAGAAGGAAAAGUGGAAGGGAUCCCUGUGAAGGAGGAAGGAAGGGUCAUUUGCCCCACGGGGUCUAAAGGCAACAUGGAGAGCAGUGAGGAAAGCUCUUGACCGGCCUGCAGGACCCCGCUGGGGCCACGCCUCCGUCCCCUCUGUAGAUCUGUGUUGAGGUCUCUGUGUCCCUGUGUUGUGUGUGUGUGUGUGUUCCACAGCAGUGGCAGUAGAUGAGUGACCCUUUCUCACUUACCAUUCCUAACUAUCGUAACUUGAUAUUAAAAAAAGACAAAACCCCACAAAAUUCCUGCCAUGGGCUUGCAGAAUGAAGCACUUUCGAUGUUGGGCGCUGAUGUUUAUGUUCUGGGCACCAACCUGACCCUGCCCGGAACACUAUAAUAUUAUUUUAUACACAAAACUUUUUUUUUCAUAAAUGUUAUAAUUUUGUGUCUGUCUUUAUAAACUAUUAUAAGUACUAUUUUUGUUAUAAUUCAAAAUAGAUAUUUAGUAUAAAGUUUUUGCUGUUAAAUAUUUGUUAUUUAGUAAAAUAUGAAUUUUUCUCUAUUGUAAACAUGGUCAAAAUAUUAAUAUGUUUUUAUCACAGUUGUUUUAAUAUUGAAAAAGCACUCGUGUGUUUUGUUUUGAUAUGAAACUGGUGCCGUGUGUUUUGCUGUCAUGUGGUUUUAGUCUGUAUAUAAUAUUCCACGUUACAUAUUAAAAAUGAAUGUUGUGCAUUUUGUGAUUUUGGAAAUACUCAAAGUGGCUCUUUUAUAGGCUUCCAUAAUAAACCGUGGGGACUCAC
Messenger RNA from Cavia porcellus (domestic guinea pig), 4779 nucleotides. Its product is annotated as cytochrome P450 26B1. The record is from RefSeq and is a predicted model, not a curated record. Lineage: Eukaryota; Metazoa; Chordata; Mammalia; Rodentia; Caviidae. Gene Ontology annotation, biological process: sterol metabolic process. Gene Ontology annotation, molecular function: heme binding; monooxygenase activity; iron ion binding. The coding region runs from base 308 to 1798 and encodes 496 amino acids. The transcript is spliced from 6 exons.